Messenger RNA from Nicotiana tabacum (common tobacco), 772 nucleotides. NCBI's taxonomy places the organism in Eukaryota, Viridiplantae, Streptophyta, Magnoliopsida, Solanales, Solanaceae. The record is from RefSeq and is a predicted model, not a curated record.
GUUGCAAAUUUCGCCUCUUCUUUCUCCAAACAUUUAUCGUCACCGCAAAUGUAAAAAUAUGCAACUAACUAAUAUGAAAGUCAGCAAAUAGUUUCCUCACUUCUCUGUUACUCUUCUGUUUUUGCCUCUCUCUCACACUCAUCGUUCAAAGCCUAGAUUCUCCAUCUUUCUUAUGUUCUAAAGAUGGCGGGAUCUAACCAAAUAUCUACCUUUGAAUCAGUGAGGGAAUGGGUCUCCGACCACAAGCUUCGCACCGUUGGAUGUCUCUGGCUAAGCGGAAUAACGGGAUCAGUCGCUUACAAUUGGUCAAAACCCAACAUGAAAACCAGCGUCAGGCUCAUCCAUGCGAGGUUGCACGCACAGGCACUCACAUUAGCCGCGUUAGCUGGUGCUGCGGCCGUUGAGUAUUAUGAUCAUAAAACUAACAAAAAUGCCGAAAGAUAUCCCAGGUUCCUUGACAUGAACUCGUAUGCACAGAAGAAAUGAACAUGCCGCCUUCAAUGGACAAAGCAUUGAGCACACGAUUCAAUUUUUGUGCAUUUUUGUGGGUUUCCUUUAUGUUAAAUUCUUUACAUGGUAGCAUGAGUCAUUUUCUGGCUAACAUGUGUCUCUUGUGUAUUGAGUAAAUGGACCAAAACCUACAGCAUUUUGCUCUCUACUUUUGGUUUCUUUCCUCUUUUCUUUUUUUCUGUGUGUUGAGUAAAUGGACAAAAUUGUUAAUGGUUCGGAUCUUUUAUGUCAAUUGAUUAUUAUCAUAGAGGUUAUAAGGUUA